AUGGCUAUCACGAUCAGACUGGCGACAAUAGAAGAUAUUCAGGCUAUGCAGAAUGCUAAUCUGACCAAUCUGCCCGAAAACUACACCCUCAAAUAUUACAUGUACCAUAUUUUGUCCUGGCCCCAGUUAUCGUUUGUAGCUACCACUACGGGGAAUGAUCUAGUCUUAGACCCAACGGAAGAGUAUUCCCCAGAUCCCAAACAAGAUCCCCAAUAUGUGAACAAAGACGAAAAAAUUGUUGGAUAUGUGCUUGGAAAGUUAGAUGAUGAUCCAGACAAGCCUCCUACCCCUAUUACUGGCCAUGUGACGUCUCUAGCAGUAAUGAGAACUUAUCGUCGUAUGGGAAUUGCUGGAAAAUUGAUGAAACAGUGUUUGUAUGCUCUUGCAGAAAACUUUAAGGCUGAUAGAGUGUCUCUACAUGUCAGAAAGUCGAAUAGAGCAGCCCUCCAUUUGUAUCGUGACUCUUUGAAGUUUGAGGUCUUGAGUAUUGAGAAAAGUUAUUACAACGAUAAAGAAGAUGCAUAUUAUAUGAAGAAAGAUCUAGUAUUAGAGGAUCUUGUUCCUACAAAAGAUUAUGAAUAUCAGGAUGAUUUAGAGAGUGAUUUAAUAUAA
Molecule: messenger RNA, 612 nt
Organism: Komagataella phaffii GS115
Lineage: Eukaryota; Fungi; Ascomycota; Pichiomycetes; Pichiales; Pichiaceae
Product: Subunit of the N-terminal acetyltransferase NatA (Nat1p, Ard1p, Nat5p)
Exons: 1
Coding region: 1-612 (203 amino acids)
Biological process (GO): N-terminal peptidyl-glutamic acid acetylation
Cellular component (GO): NatA complex
Molecular function (GO): protein-N-terminal-glutamate acetyltransferase activity; protein N-terminal-serine acetyltransferase activity
Source: RefSeq, a predicted model, not a curated record